AUGCGGACGCGCAUCUGGGAAGACACGGCUGCUAUGAGUGUGGUGAGCGUGUUAGGUUUCAUUAUGAAUGACGAGGGCGAGGUCGUGGGCUCGGAGCGUACGCAGGUUCUUUGUAAACUCAUGUCAUCCAUUCACACUCUGUCGCAUCGCGCGAUUCUAGCGCUGCUAAUCGCACAGCUCGGCGACGCCGACGCCCAAGUGUUUUACGCGGAAGGAGGGUUAAAAGUGCUGAAUGCGUGGCUUGUGGACGGUGUCACUCGACGUGAAGCGGGAUUAUCAAAGGAAAAGAAGCGAAUUGAAAUGUUUUCUCAAGUGCGGGCGUUGUUACGAAUUUUAGAUGUGAAUGUGCAAACAGAUGCACAGAGGAAGCAAAACUCGUACAUUACAGGAACGUUUGCUAUGGUCAUUGAGCUGCUGGAUAAGGCUGGGCCAGACUAUGCGGCUGAAUGGAGUCGAUUAAAUCUUUAUCGCCGUCAAUUUGAAAGUUGCUGUGGUGUGUCCUCUACUGUCAAGGAUGGGCGUGGUGAAUCUCGGCGAGCCGCCAAUAGCUACUCAAAUGGCAAUGGCUCUCGCAACGGCAGUUCUUUGGGUGAAAAAUCGACACAGCAUUCUUCAAUGUCUUCAUCAAUGUCUACUGCGACUGCGACAAGCGCAUCAGUAUCGCGGAAGUCGAGCAUCUCAGGGGUAUCUGCUGGGGCCACAUUCACUACAACUUCGUCCAGCACGAGCACAGCCAGUCAACGAAUCGCGCCUGCCUCUGUUCUGCAGUACCAACCGAAGUCAUUUCUGCAAAAAGAUGGAGGCUCCAGCCUGGAUCAGGAUGAUCUCGAGGAAUAUGUGGAAAACGAUGAAGGAGAAACGACCCUAGCUGAUGAAAAUGUGAUUACUAAUGUAAACCAGACCGCAUUAAGUGCAUCUUUGGAACAGAAAAUCCGGGGGAAUGGACACAAUAUGGAGUAUGGGGAGCGUUCGCCAUGCCGGAAAUGCAAACGCAUGGUUUCUAAGCGAUGCACACACUGUGAGUUCUGUGCAAAAUGCGGACAGAAGGACAAAUGUGAGCCGAUUAGCGUGAACUCGGCAGCAUCAUUGUCAAGUGGAAAUGACGACGGUAGGACGAUAGCAGGAAAUGGUGCGGGUGCUAAAUCGCUCUCGGUGAAGGACCGCAAUGUACAGGUGCUUGGCUCUGUAAUGGAUGCGGCUAUCUAUCAUGCUUUUCGCCAGGAAGAUUUCCAUUCUGUAUUCAGUCUUGUCCAGAAUGGCAUGGACGUGAAUUUUCAGCGAAUUGAGUCGGAUCACUCGUCAGCUUUAAUGGCAGCUGCGCAUCACGGUCGAGAUGAUGUUGCGAGCAAACUGCUGAGCUUGGGUGCAAACCCGUGCCUUGAAGACCAUACAGGAAACAAGGCGUGGAACUUUGCUGAGCGACGUGGCCACACGGAGCUAAUGGAGAAACUGAAAAAGUGCUGCCAAGAGUGGGAACAAAAGCACAAGGACGCUGAUGCUGCAAAAGAACCCUAG
Peronospora farinosa is the source of this 1515-nucleotide messenger RNA. Lineage: Eukaryota; Oomycota; Peronosporomycetes; Peronosporales; Peronosporaceae. The record is from the annotation of a GenBank genome assembly.